UCCAGUCAAACCGAUUCGUGGAUGGGAUUGUGAAUGGACAUCGGAAGAUGACUCAAAUUUAUUAAUUGGUAUUUAUGAGUAUGGGAUGGGAAGUUGGGAACAAAUUCAAUCAGAUACUUCACUACAAUUAUCUAGAAAGAUACUGCGGCCGAAUAAUGAGAAACCACAAGCCAAACAAUUACAAAGUCGAGUGGAAUAUUUGAUGAAAUUAUUGAGGAAAACUAAAGAACUUGGAAGAGCUCCUACAGGAAUUACAUCAGUAUCAAACUCAGCUCUAUCAGCUGCAGCAUCCAGGGUUGCCAGGAAAGUAAGACAAGGAAAGAAGGCUGAUGUGAAUUCAAAAAAUGAUGAUAUGGCAUCAUCGAAGAAACGAAGUCGUAAAAAUAAAGUCAAAAGCCAGAGUGGAAAUAAAUGAUGAUAGUGAUGCGGAACCUGGAUCUUUAUCAACUCCAAUGGUGAAUACAACAACCUCGGCAACAAAGAAAGAUUCAAGUUCACGAAAAAUGCAAAAGAAACCUAAAUCAAAUGCAAAGAAUUCUGAUAAUACUAAAGAAAAUCACUCAAAUCAAAAUACAGUGAAUAAUAAAAAUAGUACAGAGACCAAAAAUCGUAAAAUAAAGAGAAAACACAAAACAAAAGAGAACGAGAAAUUGAAAGAAGAAAUUGGAAACACUCAUUCAAACGAUAAAAAAAAAUCAGAAAAACAUAAAACAGAACGAAAAGCAUCUGAUGGACCAGUACAUAUCACUGCUGCUGCAGAUCCAGUGCCAAUAGCUGAAGAUGAGUUUUCAGGUGAACUUGAUCUCGAUACAUUCAAAGAUUGCAAGGAACGAAUGAGGCCUGUUAAAAAGGCUUUAAAACUAUUAGAUAAGCCGCCAUCUGGUACAAACAAUGAUGAGAAAGCUCAGGCUGAACAUAUGAAGAAUUGUAUUUUGAAAAUUGGUGAUCGAGUUCUCGAAUGUUUGAAGGAGUGUCAUGGUGAUCUAGUGGCAAUUAAGACGUGGAGACGAAAUUUGUGGAUAUUUGUUUCAAAAUUCACUGAAUUCAAUGCACAACGAUUACAUAAAGUUUAUAAAAGAGCUUCUCGGAAAAGAGAGCAGGAACGUGACAAAAAUAAGGUAAAGCAUUCUCAUCUUGGAUCUGGUGAUCACUCAACUCAUCGAAAUACUUCUGAUUCAAAAUUUGAGAAAAAUUCAAAUUCGUCACCCCGUAAGAAUGUUGCGGGGAAGAAAAGAAAUCAUUCACCGAUUAAAAACAGAGGCGGUGCAGGUGACGGACCGACGACUGCUCCAAAACGUUCUUUUAAUACUUCUGAAUCAAGGCAUAGAGAAAGGGUUCCUCCACAUCCAGCAAAUAGAAAAGGUGAAAACUUUCAUGAAAGACCCGAUGAUAGAGUUGGGAGAGAAUCACCGGGAGGUCAUUCACGAUACCAUGGACAGGGUCAUCCCAGAAAUCUGUCACGCGACGAUCGUCGUUUCGGCGACGAAGAUUUUAGAUUUUCUCAUAGCGGUGAUUCUCGACGGCCGGACCGCAGUUGGCCAGGCGAAGUUUACCGAUACCAUCGAGAAGAAGAAUUUAGGCGACAAGGAUAUGAACAUAGAUCAAUGUACGAACAACAAUCGCGAGUGCCUAGAGAUGAUAGAGCAUAUCACAGGUCUUCUUAUGGAGAACGUGUGUGGCCGGACUCCAGGCAUGGAGAAUGGGAUGACCGGUACUAUCCUAACUCUGAUAGAGUGGGUUCUCCUUAUCGCCAUCACCCAAGGAGAAGCAGAAGUCCUCCGCAUCAAAGUCGUCAAUAUUAUAAUGUUGGCAGAGCACCAGGACCUAGUAGGCAUUCUCCUGGACAUGUUCAAGAUGCAAUUUCCCCAAAUAAACAAACUGAUUCCACAAAUGAUGUUACAUAGAAUUGCAGCCCAGUCGGAAAUUAGUAGAACAACACCACACGAUUCAAUUAUCCAAUAAUCAUCUUAUAAUGGUUAAAUAAAAACUGAGAUGGAUUUAAGAAUAGCAAUCUGUUCUGACGUGAGCUUUGAUGUGGAAAUUUAUUGCUGCAUGACGAAUUUCAUUUGUCAGCAUGUGGGAUAAAAUCUGAAUAUAUAUAUAUAUCCCAAGAAAGAGAAAACCAAUAAUACUGCAUACUCUUUAUGGCGAACCGUGACUUAUUGUACAAUUGCCAGUCUUAUGUUGGAUAUGGAAACAGUUAUCCUGUUGCUUCAGAUGCAUGGACUUGUUUGAAUAACAAGAUUGUGUGUCCUAAAUGCCCCUGUGCCUUUGAAAAAUUAUGAAUAAUAGAUUUUGAUUUGAAUGAUUCUUGCAGCAAUGCACAAUAUUGAGUAACAAGGUCUUUUAAGGAAGGGUUUUUAUAACUCUCCCUUCAUGAUUCGCACCCUGCCUCUCUCAAGAAAGUCCUCUUUGCUGUACUAAGGGUGGACAAAACAAAUUUCCGACUGGGUCAUGUGGUGUUGAAAGUUCAAUUUUUACUGCUCUCGAAAUAACAUUCGAUGCUGCAUCACUGUCACAGGAUUCGUGCGAUUUUGUAUGCCUUAAAAUAUAAGUUGUUGACAUUAUGUCUUAUUAAGUUA
Styela clava is the source of this 2582-nucleotide messenger RNA. NCBI's taxonomy places the organism in Eukaryota, Metazoa, Chordata, Ascidiacea, Stolidobranchia, Styelidae. The record is from RefSeq and is a predicted model, not a curated record.